AUGUCAAAACGCACAACCUUCACCACAAUUUCCCCUCUACCCCCCGGCAUAACCCGCGAUGCCGUCCUCGACUUCCUCCACAACCACCUCGAGAUGAUCGACCUCAACCCCCUCAUCAAAGAACGCCACCUCAUCCCUCCUCCGCCCAACACACCCCCCGAAGAGCACGCCUGCGCCUGGUACUCCCUCACCGACGAAAUCUCCUACCUACCCGGCGGGCUAGCCACGGGAAACGUCAGCUACACCUGCUGCUUCCACGACCUGCCCACCGGCCUACAGACCCACUGCUACGCGCCCAUGGGCCUCGAGAUCCGCGACAAGUGGACCGUCGCCGGCUCCCUGCCGGGCGAACCCGUCGAGCCCGUCGAGCUCGGCAUCGGCGCCCCGCUUACGGGGCUCUAUAUCCGCGAGGACGUCGAUAUGCGCUGCAACGUCUUCACCUCGUCGUUUGUCAAGAAGACGCUCAAGAAGAGCCAUGGCUUGCUGGUCGACCGCUUAAAGACAAAGGUCCACCGCACCGUCGUCGUCGCCGCCGCGCAUCAGCGGCACGGCAGUCAAAACUCACUACCGGGGUCCGUUCGGUCCGGUUCCAGCGGGCACAGCGCAACGCAGCUGCAGCAUCAACAAAUGUACCCGAACCCGGCUUACACGAGUAGCAACGCCCUCGGCAACCAGAUCAGUCUUCCAUAUAGGCCAUCAUAUCCCAACAACAACAACAACAACAACAACAGCAACAGCAACAACCCCGUAACCGCACCAACACCAGCACCGACGCCCCCAGCCAGCGACGGCUCCCAAUCCUCACAAAACGCGUACCCGGAACCCCUCCGGGUCCGCCGCACCACCCAAACCGGCGCGACGUCUCAACAAUAUCAACAUCAGCAGAAGCCGUCGUGGCCGGAUAUCAAAUCGCAGCCGUCCAACACCAACGGUUACGCCCAGAACAGUGGCGCGACUCUGCAGGGGCCCUUUGUUGCUGAGCUGGAGUGA
Molecule: messenger RNA, 990 nt
Organism: Colletotrichum acutatum
Lineage: Eukaryota; Fungi; Ascomycota; Sordariomycetes; Glomerellales; Glomerellaceae
Exons: 2
Coding region: 1-990 (329 amino acids)
Source: RefSeq, a predicted model, not a curated record